This is a messenger RNA of Lentinula edodes (shiitake mushroom), 387 nucleotides long. RefSeq lists its product as uncharacterized. The record is from RefSeq and is a predicted model, not a curated record. The transcript has a single exon. The annotation marks the transcript as partial. NCBI's taxonomy places the organism in Eukaryota, Fungi, Basidiomycota, Agaricomycetes, Agaricales, Omphalotaceae.
UCACAGACACACCAGCGCCGCAUGCAGAUUUCUAGUGUAAUGAGCGAUAUUGCAAGACGCACAGAUGACAACGAGGAGUACAAUUGCUGGUCGGAUAUACUAUAUUCUCUUGAUGUCUUGGGCGUUGCUGGCACGUCUGACACUGAAGAGGUUUUUGAUACACAAGGUCAACAGGGCAUCAUUAAGUAUGAACCUGGCUUCCGCCAUCCACAGUUCAAUGUUUUGUUCGACACAGUAGACAAAGUUCCUCAAGUUGCAACGCAUUUGUUUCGCCAAAUCGGGCGAAAGCGGCUUCCCAGAAUACGUGGUAUUGUGCCAGUCACUCGGAACCCCCCAGAAAACCUUCCUUCAUCAUAUUAUCGGAUCGAAUAUCUAGAGACGAUGAAG